Molecule: messenger RNA, 833 nt
Organism: Mya arenaria
Lineage: Eukaryota; Metazoa; Mollusca; Bivalvia; Myida; Myidae
Product: 39S ribosomal protein L16, mitochondrial-like
Exons: 4
Coding region: 73-795 (240 amino acids)
Biological process (GO): mitochondrial translation
Cellular component (GO): mitochondrial large ribosomal subunit; ribosome
Molecular function (GO): rRNA binding; structural constituent of ribosome
Source: RefSeq, a predicted model, not a curated record
CUCGGACUCGGAGGUUAUGCAAAAAGCAGUCAAUGACAAACUCAACAACAACAACAUAAAAUAGUGCUUAAAAUGCAAUUGCUCAAGCUGCAAAGUAAAGUUUUAGGUGUAAAGACCCCACAAUGGAUACAAGUGGCAACUUUGAUGAAACUAAAGCUGCCUCAAAACUAUAGCCAUGUUGAGAUGCCAGAGCGUCGGCGUCUUGUUGUGGCUCAGAAACAGCCACUACCCAUGGCACCUAUGGAUCCCUUCCCUAAAAUGCAGAAAAUGCUGAACCUCAUGAGGGGCCCAGAGCUUGUGCACAAUACCCUGGUGUAUGGAGAGUUUGGUGUCCAGGCAUUAGAAGGGGGACGGCUUCGUUUUGAGCAUUUUGAGAGCUGCAGAAUGCAGGUAGUACGUAAAAUGAACGAAAAGAAAGCGUUUGCCAUCUACCGCGUGCUAUCUCCAUGGCAGGCUGUUACGAAGAAACCACUAGGGCACAGAAUGGGUAGUGGAAAGGGAAACAUACAUCAUUGGGAAACGCCAGUAAAGCCAGACAGAAUGAUCUUUGAAAUUGGGGGGAAAAUUGAGUUCGAGGAAGUCGAGGACAUUUUAACAGUAAUGGCACAUUAUAUGCCAUUUAAGGCUAGAGUGGUUACUCGGAAAAUGUUAGCAAAGGAAAAUGAAGAGAAAAAAGUUUUAGAAGAGAAAAAUAAGAACCCGUUUUCUUGGAAAUAUUGUGCCGAGAACAAUAUGCUUGGAAUUAAACAGUUUGUCAGUCCUCAUCAAUUAAAAUGGGAUGGCAAAUAUAGAUAGUAUUGUGUGUUUUUGAUGAAAUAAAACUUUUUCAGGUU